Messenger RNA from Arvicola amphibius (Eurasian water vole), 1686 nucleotides. It is a transcript of the gene Rbm3, whose product is annotated as RNA binding motif protein 3. The transcript has 7 exons. Bases 141 to 611 code for a protein of 156 amino acids. Gene Ontology annotation, molecular function: RNA binding; ribosomal large subunit binding. NCBI's taxonomy places the organism in Eukaryota, Metazoa, Chordata, Mammalia, Rodentia, Cricetidae. Gene Ontology annotation, cellular component: spliceosomal complex. The record is from RefSeq and is a predicted model, not a curated record. Gene Ontology annotation, biological process: positive regulation of mRNA splicing, via spliceosome; regulation of translation.
GGCACGUUCUGUGACGAGUCGGCUACGCACGCUUUAUCAGGCGUCUUCCCGCGCGACUGCCUCUCUGUUCUCCCGGUUCCUUCGAGCCCGCUGAGUCUCCAGCCUUUUGACUUUUAAUUUUCCAGGAUUUACAUUCUGCCAUGUCUUCUGAAGAAGGGAAACUCUUCGUGGGAGGGCUCAACUUCAACACCGACGAGCAGGCACUCGAAGACCACUUCAGCAGCUUUGGGCCUAUCUCUGAGGUGGUUGUUGUCAAGGACCGGGAGACUCAAAGAUCCCGGGGUUUUGGCUUCAUCACCUUCACCAACCCGGAGCAUGCCUCAGACGCCAUGAGAGCCAUGAAUGGAGAGUCUCUGGAUGGUCGCCAGAUCCGUGUGGACCAUGCAGGCAAGUCUGCCCGGGGAACCAGAGGGGGUGCCUUUGGGGCCCAUGGGCGUGGUCGCAGCUACUCUAGAGGUGGUGGAGACCAGGGCUACGGAAGUGGAAGAUACGACAGUAGACCUGGAGGAUAUGGGUACGGGUAUGGCCGAUCUAGAGACUACGGUGGCAGAAGCCAGGGUGGUUAUGACCGCUAUUCAGGAGGAAAUUACAGAGACAAUUAUGACAACUGAGAUGGGGCAUGCACACAUAAUGUAGGUGGAUGAAGACUCAGGAACUUCCCAGAAUUCUGCCUCACCCACUGAGCCAGGCCCAGAUUAUGGGGCAUUGUGGCUAAACCCUCACCAGGUGGGUACUUGGUCUGAGGAAGCAUUCUAUGCUGGGCCUUUGGGGAAGAAAGGUGGUGGGAACUGCCUUGAAGGUGGGGGGAUGGGAAGGAAAUGCACUCAUUGUCACCUGAGGUGGUUCAUAAUCAACCAUAAAGUGACUUCAGCUGAAUGAUUUUUCUGUGUGGGGGUGGUCUAUAUAUGAUCAACUAAGGCCAUAAAAUAAGCCUCCAAAUUCUAUAACAGUUGCUCCACUUUAAAGAUAAUGAACUGUAUUGUAAUUGCUAAUUGAUGUGAGACAAAGGGUCCAGAAGGACCACUUGUAGCACAGAGUUUGGUAGAACUCAGAUUUGAGGUUCAAAACUCAAAUCAUCCCCCCCCACCCCCACCCCAUGUAAGGGCUUGGACCUAGAGUCAAAAUAGCAAAUGCCAUAGUCAAAGCACCAUCUCCAGCCUCUAAAAAUAGUAUUUCUAGGCCCUGCGUCUCAGUUUUCAGCAUUUAAAAUGGAAACUGCUUAUAUCAGUAGGUUGGGUUUAAAUGGAAAAGUAUCUAAAAUGGACAUGCCCCUUGCCGACAUUUUACAUUGAGGGGAUGUAGAAUGUAUUCUAUUUUUCCAAAGGUAUCGGAUGAAAGUAAGUUCUGUGAUUACUUAAGGCAUGUGAAAACAUUUGGUGACAAUUAACUGAUAACCUGAUUUUGCCUGUUUAUCAAAAUGAAGCCUCCUAGGCCCUUCUCAGCUGCAAGCCUCUCUCCUUCCUCAGCGAAGGCUAUCCCUUAUUUUCAAUUCAUGGUUCACAAAGAUCUAAAAUAUACUUCAGGAGGUAAGACCGGACAAGGGUUUUUUGUAACCAUUACUCACUUAGCAUGAUUACAGUAAGGCUCUUAAUGGUGGUUUUUGAGGAACUGCCCUAGAUCCUGUAGAUUAAAAGGUGGGACUUUACCUUGUUAAAUCAUGAAAUCCCAAAUAAAACUUUCUUAAUA